This is a messenger RNA of Symbiodinium sp. CCMP2592, 1242 nucleotides long. The record is from the annotation of a GenBank genome assembly. Lineage: Eukaryota; Dinophyceae; Suessiales; Symbiodiniaceae.
AUGCUUAAGCUUGAGGUGGGUGCGGUACAUACAACCGUUUUUGCAGAACCUGGUCUUCCCCAGAGGAAGAAUAAGAAGUGGCCGGAGCUCUUACAGGAAGCUGGAGUGUCUUUCCAUCCCGUGCCAAGGUUAUCAUCGGUACAAGCUAGGGAUCCCAACGACGACGUCAUCGCAGCCAGCGUCCGUAAAUUGUGCCAGUCCACUGCUAUCACAUGCAUUGCUGUAUUAGUCUCCGACCAAGAUUAUGCAGAAGCGUUGCAAGAAGCGAUACGUUCCAACAAGGUGGUUGUAGCGGUCUGUCCAGCCGAAAAGUAUCGUGUGGUGAGCACCUUUGAGAAGAUGGGAGUUAGAGUUCUGAGAUUGCCGCAGCAACGUGAGGAAGGUUCCGGUACGAAGAUCAGGGCCAUUCUAGAUGAGGAUGGAGGAGGCCAUGUGCAGUUGGCGGAGGCCUACCCCAGCAACAUCACCGUGAAGGAUUCGCAGGAGGAACAAGCCGUGAUUGAGUUUUUGCGCCAGCUGGGCUAUCGACCCGAGGACAGCGGAUACUUGAUACGUCAGAUAGCGAGGUUCUGGUCCACGAAUGCAUUGGGACCCUUGACGGUGUACCCAACUAGUCUUGCCAGAAAAGCUGUUUUUGAAUUGAUGGGAGUGACUAAGUUAUGGAAGUUACCUCAGGCAAGACAGGCUUUGUUCCUACCGCGGACGAACACUGCCAGAGUCGGCACGGCCAGAAAAAGCAAAUUCGGGGGCAAAGUGGCUUGCUCGAUCUUUGAAGCAGGCGGCCCAUUUCUCUUGCAAGACUCGGACGACUUGGUUGCACGGGCUCUUCGCAAACUGGGCUAUUUGGAUUCGAGCUUGAACAGAGACCUAGCAGAAGCACUCUUGGUCUUCGUCAACAAUAGCAACAACAAGCAAGCAUUACGCAAGAUCGGCGCAUUGCCUUCUGAGCAGGAUCAAGCAUCAACUGUUGGCGAAGCGCUUCGACAAGUGUUCCUGUCUGACUGCAGCCCUUGCUUUUGGUACACGGCAAUCAAAGAUGCUCCCCUGCGCCAGCACCUUUGCAGGGAAGGCUUUUUGCAUGAUGUGGCCGCCGAUCGACGUGACGUCUUCCAGGCGAUGCGAUCCUAUGCAAAGAAGAAGGGGCUGCCAGACAUGAAAUCAUACCUCGGCUACAACUUCCGCAUCAUGGCCGACUUGCAAUCCAAUCCUAGGAGCAGAGGGUCUGUGGAGUUUCAGUGUUGA